This is a messenger RNA of Myripristis murdjan (pinecone soldierfish), 4875 nucleotides long. Its product is annotated as protein LCHN-like. The record is from RefSeq and is a predicted model, not a curated record. The coding region runs from base 307 to 1782 and encodes 491 amino acids. The transcript has 9 exons. Gene Ontology annotation, cellular component: cytoplasm. NCBI's taxonomy places the organism in Eukaryota, Metazoa, Chordata, Actinopteri, Holocentriformes, Holocentridae.
GACGGUAACGGUUGACGUUUCUCUGAACGCAGCCCCAAAAUGAACGAAGGAGUUGCCCUCUCAACGGCAUCAAAUUUAUGAGCACCCCAGACUACAACUAGAAACCCCGUCUAGUUGAAGGCGGCUACGUAUAAUCAGGUCCAGAAUGCAUGCUGCCGACCCGACAAGGUUAGAGUGACUUUUCCCAUGCUCUGAUUAAUUAGAGGUUUAAUUAACCCACGGAUGGACCCGGAGCCCGUCGGCUGAAACAUCAUUCGCAUCGGUGGUGAGACAAGGCGGGGACCGCUGACAGGCUGAGCCGCCGUGAUGGUGGAGCGGUCGGACCGAGCUCCUCUGCUGGACUGGGAAGAGGUUCCGUCCGCGGAGAAGCCCGGACUCGCACACGACAAGGACCGGCUGUCGAGCCCCUCAAACAGCCGCGCAUUAGGAUGCACCGUGCCGGGUUUUGGGUGGAGCACCAGUCCGGGGGGUCCCAGGUCUGUCUCCGACACAGACAGUGGCAGCGCCCCGCCUGCGACCUCCAUCACCCCUGCGGGCACGGAUGCUCCGUGUCCCGACACAGACGAGCAUCCCUCGGGAUCAGCACCCGGAGAGGUGUCGCUGGAAAACAGGAUGGUGAAAUGGGAGGAGAAGGACCAGAUUGUGUCGGUCUUUGUGGUAACAUUCAACACCAGAUCAGGUAACAUGUUAGAGUGGUGUCUGCCCAGGGAUAUGGACCUGGAGGGAGUUGAAUUCAAAGCCAUUGCCAGCGGCUCUCACCGAGUCACCACAGACUUCAUCUACUUCCGGAAGGGCUGCUACUUCGGCCUGGCCUGCUUUGCCAACAUGGCGGUGGAGAGCGCGGUGGAGAGGGGGGCGAGGAUGAAGUCGGUGGGGAUCCUGUCCCCCUCCUACACCCUGCUCUACCGCUACAUGAGCUUCCUGGAGCACCAGGUCAGGCUCCAGCUCCAGUCGCCGGGCCACUACUCUCCCCUGGAGGCCUUCUACGAGGACAAGAGAGCACUUCUGCCCCCCAGUGGUGAAGGUGUUGUCACUGCAUGUCCAGCCACUGCCUGGGGAGCCACGCUCAACCACAGCAUGCACCCUGAAAUGAAGAUCACGCACCCGGCAGGCUGCAUGUCCCAGUUCAUCCGCUUCUUUGGGGAGCAGAUCAUGGUGCUGUGGAAACUGGCUCUGCUCAGGAGACGCAUCCUCAUCUUCUCCCCUCCGCCGGUGGGAGUGGUCUGCUACCGAGUGUACUGCUGCUGUUGCCUGGCAAACAUCUCCAUCCCCGGGGUGGGCGUGGCCGUGCCGGAGUUCCGCCCCUUCUUCUACGUCAACGUGGCCGACAUCAGUGCCCUGGAGAACGAGCUGGCCUACGUAGCGUGCACUACUGAGAAGAUCUUUGAGGAGAAGAAGGAUCUGUACGAUGUGUACGUGGACAAUCAGAAUGUAAAGACCUGCAGAGAAGGCCUGAAGCCUCUGCUGCGCCUCAGCGCUGCAGACAGGGACAAGUAUCGAAAACUCACUGAGCAGAGGCAGAUGCUGCUCUACUCCCAGGAGGAGAACGGAGACUGUGUGUCCAGCGAAGAGGAUCUCUUUAUUUUGUUUUUCCUGGAGCAGAACAACAGGAUUUUCCAGACCCUGAGUGAGGUGGCGGGGAGCCCAGAUCCCACCCUGACCCAGGAGAGCGUGCGGGCCAUGGGCCUGGACCCCCACGGAGACAGGCUCUUCCUGCUGCACCUGCUGGAGAUCUACGGCUAUGACACCCUGCUGGUCUCAGACCAGCUCUGCUGCAGCUGAGAAACGGCGGCCUGGCUAUCUGCCUUUCAUCACUACUGGCUUUAAAAAGGGAGGGGGGCAAAUCUGCCCUGAGCCACUUCCAGGUUUUGGCUUCUUGGAGUCUUAAGGACUGCUAGAGCCUCCAGGAUUUUCCGUUGCAUAAUUCUCAUUGUAUAGAUCCGAUCCCUGUAGUUUUGUUUUUCACUGUGGCUCUGCUCUCUUAAACUCGUGGAAAGAGUGAAGAAGACAGGAUUAAGGCCACUGUCCUGUGUUAUGAAUAUGAGUAAUUCCACUUGAUGCAGCCCGCCGGAGGCAAACCCACCCUUAAAAUGGAUUACUCAUGCUUAGCCGACUGAAACUGAGUCCUUUCAGGCAGCCUGUUGGAGAAGACCGCAGGAUUUUGAGGGAAGUGAGAAGUCACCUGUGUUUGAAGGCCAUGGCUAGCAGGUCCAAACCCAAGGGUGUGGUAACAGUUCACAUCUUAAACUACUCUGCUGGAUCCCUCACACAUCCAGACAGGAACAAUACUCUGAGAAAGUGUUACUGUCUCUGAAUCAACAGAGUGGAAAACUUGAAGGACUAAACGAAAGGGGCUGUGAAACUAGCUCUUUUUAAAAUUUCUCCUCGGCGUUCAUGGAUGUUCAACAUGCACUGUUAAAACGACAGCCUUCCUGUAAAUAAUAAUCCCAUUUCGUAAUUUAUGUGCUGUGUGUCGGCAUGUGUGUGUGACAUGGGAUCUGCCUUUUUCCCAGUCGCUAUCCUUGUGUUGAGUGCUGGAUUUAGACAUUUUCUCAUUUUUGAAGUGUCCCAGAUCAGGGCCUCCUUUCCCGAAACUGAACAUGUGUCAUUAGUAGCAGGUCAUAGUUUUUUGUUUUUUUUUACGAGCGGUUGUGGUUGUUGAAAGCAUUGCUGUUUAAGUGGCACUUAAAACACUUGCAGAUAACAGGCAGUAGCCUACUGACCUUGCCUGAAGCAGCGUCAAGUGAGCAAUAGAAGAAUUUUGCCCUAGCCAGUUUUCCCACUUUGUCAAGAAUAAAAUAAGCAACAGCUUUGGCCUGAGCUGAGCUUUGACCAAAUAAGAUUUUCAUAAUGAUGUCCCAACAGUUUGUUGAGGCUGACCGCACACAGCUCCGACUGUGUGUGGCACACAUCAGAUUUAUGUGUCCAAGUUCAGACAGCUAGAGGCAUUUGACACACCGAAUUGGAUUGCAUCUGCCCUGAAUGUCAGCUGGACCGCUAGUUCACAGGAAUAAUCUGUUACAUAAAUAAGCAGCAGGUUGACCUCGAUGUUCAUCUUAAACGUCCAGUUGUGUUUUCAGCGCAUGAAUCCACACAGAAAAGACAGGCCUUCAGGGAAUGAGCUCCGAAGUUGAGAUGAUCCCUUCUAGUCGCAUACACUGAGUUGUUUGGAUGAGGUUUUUACCAACGGAGAGCCGAUAUCUUGAGAAAAGAUCUCAGGGAAAUAGUUUGGAUGUCAAUAACACUGCUCUGCUGCAAUGUAUCUCCAUUUUGAAUUUAGAUCGCACUCAGGGCAGGAAACUCUACUCAGAAGACUGUCAAUGAAAAAUUAGAAUUAUUCAACAUGUGAACAGAGACUUAAACUAUAUCCCCCUGGGGUCUUGAGAUCCAUUUGUUUCCAAGAUGUUUUUCUGAUUUAUAUGAUAUGAAUCUCAGUACACGACAGUCGGGGCUGGACUGUGUUUGCUCCUCUGGGUAAAGUUUCCCACUCUGACUUUGAUUUUAGUUCAAAAUGAAUAAAAACCAUGGGCUGAGCAGCAGUUUUAAGGUAGUGACAUGUGUUCAAGACGUGUCUCCCCUCCCAGGUUAAGUUUAGAAAGACGAUAUCCUGAGUACUUAAGAAAAAAGCCCUCUGAAAACAUCUUGUCAUGCAAAAGGCCCCGGUGGUGUGACUGCAUCAACAACAUAAAUCCCAAACUCAUCUGACAUGGACAAUUCUGUCUCUUUAAAGGAGCGCUAAGCCAAAUUAAUUUAGUUAUGGUUUACACCGAGUUUAAGCCAAAUGUGUGAGAAGAAGUACUUUUCAGCUCCUUGGACAGCAAAACACUGUUUUGCACUUGAGGAUCCAACUUUCCUGUCCUGACCCGAUCUUCACUUUAUGCCACAAAUAAGAGACAGCUCUGAGAGGCACAGGAUCCCAUGUCAUCGGGGAAUGGGGCCCGAAUCUUAAAGCAGGACGUUCUGACUUUUCAGCACAUAUAACUCCGUAGAUCAGGAACAGUUCAGCAGGUCAGAGGGGAAGCAGACAGUUGUUGUGUCGGCACAGCGGAGAUGCCGAAGUGACAGUCUUACAGAAACUGCCUGAAAUCCUUUCAAUCAGGGAGCCUCAGGGAACAGACAUGAGAGAGCACGAAGUGAUGUACUGGCAGCCUGAUCUGGCAUUUCAUAAAAUGAGCGCAAUAUCUUAAAAUGCAAAUAUAUCUUCCAUCCAUACAAAGAGAGAAGAGAGAGGUGUGUGUUUUCCCUAAUUAACCCAAGAGAACGCAGGUUUUCACCCCAGCCGAACAGUACAUCCUGUGGUUUAGAUGUAAAUUGAUGGGCAGCUUCUGUUUUAAGUGUGUGUGGCUUUGAAAAUAAUUCCUAUGGUAGCAUGUAGGCUUGGGCAAGGUACAAAAAAAAAAAUAUGAAUUGUUGGUACAUGACAAUAUUUUGAGGGUGUGGGUGUUCACCUAACCCAACAAAAAAAAAAACACAAACAAAUCAAUUGUAUUUUCUUCUAAAUGCUUCAAAAAUUUAACUUAAAUGUUUCUAAUACGUGAACUGCACAAAAAAAUUGUCACAUGAUCAAAAAUUUCUAUGCACAUGAUUACUUGUAUGAUAUUGUGGAAAAUAUAUGGCCGCGAAUACUGCAGUAUUCAAUGUUAUUAGAUAUUGGCCCAAGUCUAAUAGUGUGAUGCUGAAAACUGGCAGAAGUCACUGAACCACUUUGUGAAUACGGGUCCCCACAGCCUCUGGUGUUACUAGCUGACUGCUCAUGAACUCCAAAAGGUACAUGUGCUAAAAAAAACAAAACAAAAAAAAAACAAAACAAGAAAGCUUUUUAUUGCGGUAGUAUCACUUUUUGUGGAUUGCAUUACCUCUGAGAAUCCAGUUCAG